Molecule: messenger RNA, 6449 nt
Organism: Nycticebus coucang (slow loris)
Lineage: Eukaryota; Metazoa; Chordata; Mammalia; Primates; Lorisidae
Gene: SPECC1L
Product: sperm antigen with calponin homology and coiled-coil domains 1 like
Exons: 16
Coding region: 361-3714 (1117 amino acids)
Biological process (GO): actin cytoskeleton organization
Cellular component (GO): microtubule organizing center; filamentous actin
Molecular function (GO): protein binding
Source: RefSeq, a predicted model, not a curated record
UAAUUUGUUUGUUUGUUUGUUUGGAGAUAGAGUCUCAGAUCAUCCUAGCUUACAGCAACCUCGAACUCCUAGGUUCAAGCAGUCCUCCUGCCUCAGCUCCCAAGUAGCUGGGACUACAGGUUCCUACCACAACACCUGACUAGUUUUUCUGUUUUUAGUAGAGACAGGGUCUUGCUCUUGGUCAGGCUAGUCUUGAACUCCUGAGCUCAAGUAAAUCCACUGCCUCGGCCUCCCAGAGUGUUGAGAUUACAGGUGUGAGCCACAGCACCAAGCUGGAGCUAAUGUUUGAUGCAGAAUUUCUGUGCUGCCGCUUGGUAAAAAAGAUUAGCUUGUAAAUGCAUCACAAAGAGGCAGCCCAGAAUGAAGAAAGCAAGCAGAGGUGCCGGCUCAGCGCCGAAAGCGUCCGGGAUAAGUAAGACACAGGCCACAGAGAAAGUGAGACCUGAAAACAGCUCUUCAGCAUGCACAGGAGGGAGACUGGUAAAACCUGGGACAGCAGCAGCAUUGUCAAAGACCAAGAGCAGUGAUGACCUUUUGGCUGGAAUGGCUGGAGGGGUAACAGUGACUAAUGGUGUCAAAGGAAAGAAAAGCACCUGCCCAUCUGUAGCACCUUCAGCAUCUGCCCCUGUCAUGACCACCCUGGAGAGCAAAGCCAAGAUCAGCACAGGCACAAGUUCUUCCACCAAGCGGAACACUUCUGCAGGUAAUAAAGACUCCAGUUCUACUAGAGAACGAUUACGUGAACGUACCCGACUAAACCAGAGCAAAAAACUGCCUUCCGCAGGUCAGGGAGCUAAUGAUGUGGCACUGGCUAAACGUUCCCGCAGUCGCACUGCUGCAGAGUGUGACGUUCGGAUGAGCAAGUCUAAAUCGGACAAUCAGAUCAGUGAUAAAGCUGCUUUGGAAGCCAAGGUGAAGGAUCUUCUCACACUGGCAAAAACCAAAGACGUGGAAAUCUUACAUCUGAGAAAUGAACUCCGAGACAUGCGUGCGCAGCUGGGCAUUAAUGAGGAUCACGCCGAGGGCGAUGAGAGAUCUGAAAAGGAAACUAUCACUGCUCACCAGCCAACCGAUGUGGAGUCCACUUUAUUGCAGUUGCAGGAACAGAAUACAGCCAUCCGAGAAGAACUCAACCAGUUGAAAAAUGAAAACAGAAUGUUAAAGGACAGGUUGAAUGCAUUGGGCUUUUCCCUAGAGCAGAGGUUAGACAAUUCUGAAAAACUGUUUGGCUAUCAGUCCCUGAGCCCAGAAAUCACCCCUGGUAACCAGAGUGAUGGAGGAGGAACUCUGACUUCUUCAGUGGAAGGCUCUGCCCCUGGCUCAGUGGAGGAUCUCUUGAGUCAGGAUGAGAACACGCUGAUGGACCAUCAGCACAGUAACUCAAUGGACAAUCUGGACAGUGAGUGCAGUGAGGUUUACCAGCCCCUCACAUCCAGUGAUGAUGCGCUGGACGCACCAUCCUCUUCAGAGUCGGAAGGCAUCCCCAGCAUAGAGCGCUCCCGGAAGGGAAGCAGUGGGAACGCAAGCGAGGUGUCUGUUGCUUGCUUGACAGAACGGAUUCACCAAAUGGAAGAGAAUCAGCACAGUACGAGUGAGGAGCUUCAGGCAACCCUGCAAGAGCUAGCUGAUCUACAGCAGAUCACCCAGGAGCUGAACAGUGAGAAUGAAAGACUUGGGGAGGAGAAGGUCAUCCUCAUGGAGUCUCUGUGUCAGCAGAGCGAUAAGCUGGAGCACUUCAGCCGGCAGAUUGAGUACUUCCGCUCCCUUCUAGAUGAGCAUCACAUUUCUUACGUCAUAGAUGAAGAUGUAAAAAGUGGACGCUACAUGGAAUUAGAACAGCGUUACAUGGACCUGGCUGAGAAUGCCCGUUUUGAACGAGAGCAGCUUCUUGGCGUCCAGCAACAUUUAAGCAAUACUUUGAAAAUGGCAGAACAAGAUAAUAAGGAAGCUCAAGAAAUGAUAGGGGCGCUCAAAGAACGCAGUCAUCAUAUGGAGCGGAUUAUUGAGUCGGAGCAGAAGGGGAAAGCAGCCUUAGCAGCCACAUUGGAAGAGUACAAAGCCACAGUGGCCAGUGACCAGAUAGAGAUGAACCGCCUGAAGGCCCAGCUGGAGAAUGAAAAGCAGAAAGUGGCAGAGUUGUAUUCUAUCCACAACUCUGGAGACAAAUCCGACAUUCAGGAUCUCCUGGAGAGUGUCAGGCUGGACAAAGAAAAAGCAGAGACUUUGGCUAGUAGCCUGCAGGAAGAUCUGGCUCACACCCGAAAUGAGGCCAAUCGAUUGCAGGAUACCAUCGCUAAGGUAGAAGAUGAAUACCGAGCUUUCCAAGAAGAAGCUAAGAAACAAAUUGAAGAUUUGAAUAUGACAUUAGAGAAAGUAAGAUCAGAGCUGGAAGAAAAAGAGACAGAAAGGAGCGACAUGAAAGAAACCAUCUUUGAACUUGAAGAUGAAGUAGAACAACAUCGAGCCGUGAAACUUCAUGACAACCUCAUUAUUUCUGAUUUAGAGAAUGCAGUUAAAAAACUCCAGGACCAAAAACACGACAUGGAAAGAGAAAUCAAGACCCUCCACAGGAGACUUCGGGAAGAAUCUGCGGAAUGGCGGCAGUUUCAAGCUGAUCUCCAGACUGCAGUAGUCAUUGCAAACGACAUUAAAUCUGAAGCCCAGGAGGAGAUUGGCGAUCUGAAGCGCCGGCUGCAUGAAGCUCAAGAAAAAAAUGAGAAACUCACAAAAGAAUUGGAGGAAGUAAAGUCACGCAAGCAAGAGGAAGAGCGAGGCCGUGUCUACAAUUAUAUGAAUGCUGUGGAGAGAGAUUUGGCAGCCUUAAGGCAAGGAAUGGGACUGAGCAGAAGGUCCUCGACUUCUUCAGAGCCAACCCCGACUGUGAAGACCCUCAUCAAGUCCUUUGACAGUGCCUCCCAAGUUCCAAAUCCUGCUGCAACUGCAAUUCCUCGAACACCUCUGAGUCCAAGUCCUAUGAAAACUCCUCCUGCAGCAGCUGUAUCCCCUAUGCAGAGACAUUCCAUAAGUGGACCAAUCUCAACAUCUAAACCCCUGACAUCCCUGUCAGAUAAGCGACCUAACUAUGGGGAGAUCCCUGUUCAAGAGCAUCUGUUAAGAACAUCUUCAACCACCCGACCUGCUUCUCUGCCAAGAGUCCCUGCCAUGGAAAGUGCCAAGACCAUCUCAGUAUCUCGACGAAGUAGUGAAGAAAUGAAACGGGACAUUUCUGCACCAGAGGGAGCGUCUCCGGCCUCUCUCAUGGCGAUGGGAACCACAUCUCCUCAGCUCUCCCUAUCCUCCUCUCCCACGGCCUCUGUGACUCCCACCACCCGAAGCCGCAUAAGGGAAGAAAGGAAGGACCCUCUCUCAGCACUGGCAAGAGAAUACGGAGGCUCAAAGAGAAACGCCUUGCUGAAGUGGUGUCAGAAGAAGACAGAAGGCUACCAGAAUAUUGACAUCACAAACUUCAGCAGCAGCUGGAAUGACGGGCUGGCCUUCUGCGCCCUCCUGCAUACCUACCUGCCAGCCCACAUUCCGUAUCAAGAACUGAACAGCCAAGAUAAGAGAAGGAACUUCACUCUGGCUUUCCAGGCGGCUGAAAGUGUUGGCAUCAAAUCCACACUGGACAUUAAUGAGAUGGUGCGGACCGAACGGCCAGAUUGGCAGAAUGUGAUGCUGUACGUGACGGCCAUCUACAAGUACUUCGAAACCUGAGCACAGUGGGAAGAGCUGCCCCAAUAGCGGGGGACCCUCUGCAGUUACCGAGCAACACCAACGCCAUUAGCUACACACCCCCAUAAAGCUUUCAGCGACUCUGGGCUGCCCCGCAGCAUGUGAGCCUCCAGCCUGGGGCCUCUGCACUGGGGAGAACUCAUCCAUGUGGCCUGAGGCUCGGGCCAGGGCUCCUCCCGCGAGACCCUCCACUCCGGCUGCGUGAGCUCAGCAUGAUACACAGGCUGCUGGCUGCUGGAGUUUUCUUUCUCAAGAGAACAUUGAACAUAUCUGCUCUGGGGUGCGGAUAAAGGGCUCAUGCACAUCUGAACUCAGGAGAGGGGGUUAAGUUGUGUGGGAAGCUCACACAAGGUUGCUGAAAGCUCUAGCAUUCUGCACUGCUGGACUGCCAGCCCUGUAGGUCCCAUCACUGAGGGCCCAGGGAAGAAAGGCCGUCCUAGCAGAGUUCUCUGCUUCUGAGCGCUCAGGGCCCUUGACUGGGGCCUGGUUUCAAGGAGCACAGCACCACAGAAGUGGGUCAGCCACCCCUCCCACAUGACAGGGCUGUCCUGGCCAUUGCAAUGAGGUCUUGUCAACUUGCACUAAGAGUAUCGACCUUAUGGUGCAGGCGUCCUGGGCUCAGGCCCAUCACUGCUGAGUCCUCCGUGCUGGACUGCUUUUGGCAGGAAGUGAUUGCAGGGGCCUCUCUGGUGCUUUGUGGCCUGUCCCCCAGCCUAGAAGGGGUUUGCAGCCCCAGCUCUAGCUUUAGGUUUCUGGACAACAGAAUUGGUCAUAAGGAAUUCUCCUAGUUAAAAUUUUUGUUUUGUUAUACACAGUUUGGGAAAAAUAGCUGCUGUUCUGUUAGUACCAAAGUUAAUUGUUUUAAUAGGCAUAGAAAUACAAAGUCUGGAUGUGAGCAUGGAAUGAAGUAGGAAGUCACAGGAGAAAAAUUAAACGACUAGAUACAGAUUAGUGUCACUUCCAAGUUGCUGAGACAUGAUCCUCCUAGGUGAGAGUUUAAGAAAGUGCCUUAAUGCUCCUCUCAGGGGGAGCUGCCUGCCCUCCACGGCCAGGGCGGGAUGUCAUCAGGGGCACUGCCCUCCCCAGGUUCCGGGUCUGUGCUGUUUGAACCAAAGCCUUACAUAAAGAUGGUCUGCUGAGGUGACCCCCAGGCUGGGACUUUCAGCCUUUUUUGGGAACAGGGAGUCUGUGGCUCACGUGUGCCCAACACGGUAGCUGUUGGUUUGAAGGCUGUCAACACCUUUGAUUCCCGGAACCCAGCUGUAAAGCACUAUGUGGAAUGCAGAAGUGGGUCACUGCCCUGGGGGCUGGACGGAGGCGGGGCUCCCAGGAGGCCCACCCAGCACCGCAUGGCUGAGGGGUCUGUGUUAAGUAUGAUGUAUUCCACAAAGAGUUGACACGUCUGCAUGGCUAAGAAGAGAAUGUGGUUAUUAGGAAGCAGGCUGGGCUGUGGGUGUGGCUGCUGACGCGCACACCAGCCCCAGGUAGCUGCCACAGCCCUUCCCUCAUGGUCAUCUGGCAGCUGUCCCUGGCUGGAGGCACUCCGGUGAAAUGCCUGUGUUCAGCUAACGCAGGAGAGGCCGUGCAAGCACAGUCACACUGCAGAGCGCCCGCAGUCCCCACAGACCAGUGUCUACGGUGUCUGGCCUCUGACCGGGUUCUGCUCUUGUCCUCACCACUGACGCCGGCUGUGCUGUUGCCACGAGUGCCUGACUGUGUGAGAGAGUCCUUUCCAGAUGGACUCUGGUUUCCUAAGUUCUCACCCUUGCUCUCAUUUGCCUUCCAGGAGGCCCUGGACCCAUGGUGUCUGGUCAUGUUUUUUAUUUAUUAUGUCGGGGGUGUGUGCGUUUGUCCUGUGAAUGAGACGACUGCCCUGGGUCUGCAGGUCUCAACUUUGUCUCCUGCUGGCCUCGUGAGCCCAGCCCUCACAGCUCAUGCAUGGACGAAGGCCCCUACCGGUGGGCUUGCAUCUGUGUGUAUGGCAUUUCCUUUCCGGGGAUCCUGUGGGUCAGUGACAGCGACCGAGGGCUGUGCAGUCUGGGGCCUCCCCUCAGCACCUUCCCCCAUGGAGAUCUGCGUGCAGACCCACAGAGGAUUCCACAGACAUCACUUUCUGUCUUUCCUAAUAGGAUCCUUCUAACAGUCGGCAUUAGAAAUGAUUAUAGAUGGUUGAAUGUGUUUAAAAGUGCUAUUUGGAGGUGCUCCUGUUCCCGCCGCACCAGAUGUGAAGCGUCCAGGAAGCUCCUCUCCCUUCAAGCACAAGCUUUACUGCAAAAGGGCCAGUUAGUUUCUGCUUCUCUCAAUCGCAGGCUUCUGCUGACUGACGAUACUUUGUAAUUUCGUUCUAGUAAACAUUACUGAAUGUAUUAAAAUGGCUGAAACACAAGAUGCGUGGGCUUUUCCAGCUUGCUCCUCCCUCCUGCCUGCGCUGCCCCAGAGCCUGGCCAGGGCUUAGAGGGCAGCACCCUGAACCGGGCCUCCCGUCACUCCGGGGCGCAGCAGGGCGGAGGAAUCCUCAUGUGGGAGGAACCUGACAUGGGGUGGCCCAGGUGAGCCCUGUGACUGAGACUGUGACAGGUUCUGUGACCCAGAGACAGUGUCAGCCCCUGGCACAGCUGAGACACAUGUCUUCCUGAGGGAAGUUGCCCAGAGGGUUUUGUUUGUCAUUAAAAAUGUUGUAUUUUCUUGGGAGUAAUUUUCAGGGCGUAUAAAAUUAU